GAUUCGUCAGCGAUCGAUUUUGGCUUACCGAGCCCCUCCUGUCUGACACCACCCCAGAGACUUCGCUGCUCACAAAGACGAUUUCAAGCUGAACAUUCGUGGAAGCAGGAUGAUUAAGUUCAGCUCGAACAUCGCGACUCUUAAGAAGAGGCUCGGAGAACGAGCGGAGUCCAUCCCAAAAGCCACCACCCCGUCCUCCCUCAGACAUGGUCUACGAUAUCCUCCGUGACGCAACCGCAGGACAAGUCCUCAACUACCUCACGAACGGCCGCAUCUUGCCGUAUCCCGAACAACGUCCGGACUUCGUUGUGCCACGACGCUUCCUGCUCCCUCAAAACCGCGACAGCGAUGAAACGACACUUUGCGAGGGCAGACCCUCGGAGAAGUCGGAGGACGAUACACUCGCAGCGACGACGCCGAAUUCGGAGAUGAAGAGUGAUGAGACGAUGGGCGAUGUCGAGGAGCAGAAGCAAUCAAGCUUCGUCGAGAACGCCGUCGUGCCGGACCCAUACCUCGUCGGGUGGUACGGCGACUCGGAUCCGGAGAACCCAAGAAACUGGUCAUUUGGCAAACGUGCAUUCGUCGCCUUCGAGAUCAGUUUCCUCACAUUCAGCAUCUACAUCGGCUCCGCGGUUUACACACCGUCCAUACCCGGCCUCAUGGCUGAAUUCGGGGUAUCUAUGACGAUGGCUACCUUGGGUCUGACGCUCUACGUGCUGGCAUAUGCGAUUGGCCCUAUGUUCCUGUCACCGCUCCAGGAGCUCCCCAUCUUUGGCCGCAAUCCGGUCUACAUCGGAUCCCUGCUCCUCUUCAUCGUCUUCCAGAUCCCCCUCGUCUUCGCCAAGAACAUCCACACCGUCCUCGCAUUGCGGUUCAUGACGGGCUUCUUCGGCAGCCCGGCGCUCGCCACGGGCGGUGCGUCGAUGGCGGACAUCUUCCCCGCCAGCCAGCUUGCGUACGUCGUGGGCGUCUGGGCGCUCGGUGCGUGCGCGGGCCCCAUUGCAGGUCCCGUCGUCGGUGGAUUCGCGGCGCAGGCCGAGUCGUGGCGCUGGCCGAUGCUCGAGCUCGUGUGGAUCACGUCGUUUGCGGCGGUGUUCCUGUCUGUGCUCCUUCCGGAGACGUACGGGCCCACGAUCCUGCUCCGCCGCGCUGAGCGCCUGCGGAAGAUCACCGGGAACGACCAACUGCGGACUGCUGCGGAGCGCGCACAGGAGUCGCAGACUGCGGGUGACGUUGUCUAUGAAGCUCUGGUGCGCCCUCUGGUGCUGUCGAAGGAGCCGGCUCUGGCGUUUGCCAAUGUCUAUCUGGGCUUCAUUUAUGCGAUCUUUUACCUCUGGUUUGAGGCUUUCCCAUUGGUCUUCAUCGACAUCUACCACUUCAAUCUGGGUGUCAGCGGUCUGCCUUUCCUGGCAUUCAUUGUCUCAGGCACACUAGUAUACUUCGGAUACUGUCUGUACCAGAAAUAUCACAUCGCACCUCGGCUGGCCCGCGGCCAAGUCGCACCCGAGAUCCGGCUCGAAAUAGGUCUCAUGGGGAGCAUCUUCAUCCCCACCAGCGUGCUCAUCUUCGGAUUCGCCUCCAAGGCUAGCGUGCCCUGGAUCGUGCCCGUGAUCGGCGCCGCACUCUACCUGCCCGGGAUCUUCCUCAACUUCCAGAGCGUGCUCAUGUACAUCACGUCGGCGUACCCCGAUCACGCGGCGUCGGUUUUGGCCGGGAACGACCUGUUCCGGUCGGCGAUCGCCAGUGUCUUCCCGCUCUUCGGACGGGCGUUCUUUACGAAUCUGGGACUGGGUCCCGCCUCGGCUCUGCUUGCGGGCAUCUCGUUCCUGCUGAUGCCGGUAUUCUAUAUGCUGUUGCGAUAUGGACAUGUUCUCCGGCAGAAGUCCACGUACGCAUCGAGUGGUGCGCAUGCGCUUAAAUCGUUUCUCCUCCGAUCGAAGCGCUACUCGAAACUCCCGCACGCUGCAUCUGCCACUGAACGUUUAUCACAGGAUGUUGGCCUCCCGGGCUCCAACAUUCCGGUGCUCGCUCUGCCUGGGGCAGUGGACCUGCGCGGGUCACUCAUCGGCUCCGAUUCUACGUACACAGACAUGCGCACAGCCGUUCUCACCUCCCUGCUGAGCAUGACGACGCUGGCGCUCGCUGAUCCCAACGUCACGCAGAUUCUGGGAUUCCUCAACAAGUUCAACGCGGACUUUACUUUCCCGCAGAACGUCGAGGUUACUAAAUCCAUCAACUACACGGGUUUCUCGAAAGAUAUCAUCGGACGGCUGGAUAUCACGGGGACCUUCGUCGGGCAGGAAUUGAAUACAGAAACGCUGAUCGGAGGACACCACCACCUAGGUCUAUUUUCGAACCUUGCGUCUAAUGCAACCGGGAGCACCCCCCUGAUAGGCAUUCCGUUGAAUGCAACAUUGACGUAUGACCCGCUCCCGUGUCUGUUUGCAACCCUUGCUGAAGUGUCCCAGAGGACUCGUGAUACAGAAGAACAUCAUCCGGGCAACCGUUCUCCGGGACUUCAACUGGAAUGUGACUACUCUGCCCGCGCAAUUCGAUGUGACAUUCAGUUACGUGUCCAUCUCCCGCAAAGACCACGAUGUACUUACGAGGAUGCCCCAUACAUAGCCUUGAACGACGACGGCAUCGCCACGCAAUACGACAUCGUCCUCUUCCGCGCCGACGCGCUCUUCAAGACGGUCUGGACGCUCCUGAUCCCGCAGCUGCGCAAAGAGCUCGGCCACCAUCUCAAGCACCCUAAACACGCGUCGAACACGACUGUCCUCCAGACCCGCGCUGCGCUGGACAUCUGCCAGCAGCACCAAACGCACUGCCUCGGAAAGAACCAGCAGUACAAGUCCAUGAAGGCCUGCCUCGCGUUCGUGCGCGACACGAUUCCAUUCGGCGAGGUGUGGCAGGGCGGGCAGAACACGGCGUGGUGCCGCUACAUCCACACCCCGAUGCUGCCGCUGCGGCCCGAGGUCCAUUGCCCACAUAUCGGCCCGACCGGAGGGGAUAUGUGUUUCGAGCACUCUUACGCCCAACUUAUCCAGAACCCAUUCAAGCAGCCUUUCAUUGCGCUUCCCGGGAACUUGACGGCUUCGUCUUUGCAUAACUGAAUAGACGGUCUCAUAAUCUUGAUCGUCGCUCGAGAGAGAUGUUGCAAUACACGUACAUAUAACUGAUAAUCGAGCUUGUUCGGAUGCUCUUGUGCUUUCGAUCCAGGGUGUUCACCUGUGGAUCGAAAAGAAAGUCAUGCAUUUGCACCCCAUCCAUGUGAGCCUCCCUCCAGUCUCGAUCUGUUCCACCGGCUUGCCCACC
Molecule: messenger RNA, 3318 nt
Organism: Mycena citricolor
Lineage: Eukaryota; Fungi; Basidiomycota; Agaricomycetes; Agaricales; Mycenaceae
Source: the annotation of a GenBank genome assembly